CAAAAUAUAUGUUUCUGUGACUCAGGAAGUAAAAGCCCUUCGCUGCCAGGGCGUAUGGCUGCUGGAGUUAUGGCGGCCUUCAGAGUGCCAGUUGCUUUUUGGCUCUACCGAGAGGCGUCUCGCAGCGUGGGACUCCUCGGAACCAGACCCUGGCUCCCGCUCUCUCUCUCGCUAGGGGCUGGCGGAUCAGGGCCGUUUUGUCGUCGGGCGGGCUCCAAGGCUAGUAAUUCAUCUUGCUCAGAGACAAAGAAGCUAGAAUUUACAGAUGAAGAAGUUCAAAAUAUACUCAUCAAAAUGACUGGUCUGGAUUUACAGAAAGUUUUUAAGCCAAUUAAACAACAAGUUAAGCCACCAACAUAUAAGUUAAUGACAGAAGACCAACUGGAAGAGGCCACAAGACAUGCCAUUGAGGCCGCUAAAGAACGGUUAAAAAUGCCUCCUGUGCUUAAAGAACGAGAGCCAAUAAAUGAUGUAUUAGCAGAAGAUAAAAUCCUUGAAGGAACUGAAACUGCCAAAUACGUGUUUACUGAUUUAACAUAUAGCAUUCCACAUCGUGAGCGUUUUAUUGUUGUCAGGGAACCAAGUGGUGUUCUAAGAAAAGCUUCCUGGGAAGAACGAGACAGAAUGAUACAGGUGUUUUUUCCAAAAGAAGGUCGUAAGAUUUUUCCACCACUAAUGUUCCAGGAAGAAAACCUUCUGACUUUGUUCAGUCAGGAUCGUCACGAAGAUAUCCUCAAUCUCUGUAUUGCACAGUUUGAGCCAGAUUCAGCUGAGUAUAUUAAAAUUCAUCACCAGACGUAUGAAGAUAUAGAAAAACAUGGUAAAUAUGACCUUUUGCGUUCAACGAGACACUUUGGAGGAAUGGUGUGGUAUCUGGUAAAUCAGAAGAAAAUUGAUGGUUUGCUGAUUCACCAGAUUCAGAGAGAUUUGCUGGAUGAUGCUACAAGUUUGGUCGUUUUGUAUCACAUGCUCCAUCCACAUGGACACUCAGCUGAGCAGGCUAAAGAGCAAGGAGCUGAAGGAGUAGACUUAAUUAAGGUCUUCGCAAAAACAGAAGCACACAAAGGAAGCUAUAUAGAGUUGACUCUACAGGCUUACCAAGAAGCAUUCAGUAGUCAUUCUGCAGCUUCCUAAAGAAAGUACUUAAAUAAAUUAUCUUUUUAUUAAA
Molecule: messenger RNA, 1168 nt
Organism: Monodelphis domestica (gray short-tailed opossum)
Lineage: Eukaryota; Metazoa; Chordata; Mammalia; Didelphimorphia; Didelphidae
Gene: MRPS22
Product: mitochondrial ribosomal protein S22
Cellular component (GO): mitochondrial small ribosomal subunit
Molecular function (GO): structural constituent of ribosome
Source: RefSeq, a predicted model, not a curated record